AAAUAAGUGAAAGAGAAUUUGAAGAAUUAAAAAGAGAAAUAAUAAAUAUUCAAGAAGAAAUAACUGAAAGGUUGAGGAAAGCAACAAAGUCAAGAAAUAAUAGUUUCAAACAACAGUUAAAAAUAAUAACCGAAGAAGAAGACGAAAUGGAACAACAAAACCUGGAGAAUCUAAUAGAAGAAAACAAUCAGGAAAAAUAUAAUAUAUUUGACCCUGAAGAUAAUAAUUCAGUUGAAGGAGAAGAAAAUAGAGAACAAGAAGAAUUAGAAGAUUAUAAUAUAUUAAGUGAAGGAGAAGAAAAUAGAGAACAUGAAGAACCAGAAUAUAACACU
This is a messenger RNA of Dentiscutata erythropus, 332 nucleotides long. Lineage: Eukaryota; Fungi; Glomeromycota; Glomeromycetes; Diversisporales; Gigasporaceae. The record is from the annotation of a GenBank genome assembly.